AUGUCCACUAUUAUUACUAACUUGUUUCUUCUAUUCAUUUUCAUAUUCCUCUCUCAAACUACUUCUUCUCUCUCAAAAAGAUGCCAUCCAGAAGAUGAAAGAGUCCUUCUCCAAAUCAAAAAAGAAUUCAACAAUCCAUCCCUUCUCUCCUCAUGGAAACCACACACUGAUUGUUGUAACUUCAACUGGUACGGUGUUGCUUGUUCCGCCUUAAUCAACCAACGUGUUGGUUAUCUCAGUAUCUCGAACGACACAAACCUUUCUUCUCAAUUCCCUCCAUCUAUCGCUAACAUACCUUACUUAGAGGCACUAUUUAUCUUUGAUUUACCAAAUCUAACUGGACCAAUUCCACACUCCAUAACCAAACUCACCAAGCUCAAAUACCUCACAAUCAGCUCAACCGGCGUAACAGGUCCAAUACCAAAUUUCACAGACCAGUUUACAAACCUAGUUAACUUGGAUCUCUCACACAAUAACCUCUUUGGUACAAUCCCUCCUACGUAUGGUUACUUCAAUAAUAGCAACGUAGCUUCUUUGGAUCUCUCUUAUAACAAUCUCUCCGGGAAGCUCCCUAUUUCAUUGGCCAUGUUGGAUAUUUACCUUCUUGAAUUGGCUUAUAAUAACUUUGAAGGCGAUGCUUCUAUGCUUUUUGGUUCCAAUAAAAAGACAUUGGUGAUAGACAUUUCGGGGAACCGUUUUGCUUUUGAUUUUGGAAGACUUGACUUGUCUCAGACCAUAACAUCGUUGGAUGUGAGUCACAAUAAGAUAUAUGGGAAUUUUCCUAUGGCAAUGGAAAAUGUGACGUUUUUGAAUGUGAGCUAUAAUAGGCUGUGUGGUGAGAUUCCAAAGGUUGGUUAUUUCAACACUUUUGAUGUGUCUUCAUUCAUUCACAACAAGUGUUUGUGUGGAUCUCCUCUUCCAAGUUGCAAGUGA
This is a messenger RNA of Vicia faba (fava bean), 933 nucleotides long. Lineage: Eukaryota; Viridiplantae; Streptophyta; Magnoliopsida; Fabales; Fabaceae. The record is from the annotation of a GenBank genome assembly.